AAGAAAUAUUUGGUCACAGUUGGCACUGGGAGCUGUUGAAAAGGAAAGAAAGAAAAAUAAGACAUUAAAACAAAACCUUCAAUAAUUAUCUAUGGUAAUGUUUGGCCCGAAUCAAACGGUAGGAAAUUAAGUUCUAUUUAUUGUUUUCAAGGUGGUAAUACCGUGUUUUAGAAGAAGGAAACAGAGCUAAGUAAUAGAGAAAAUGCUGCCUCUUGAAAUGGAUAUAGUGAUGGAAACAGAAGUUAUAAUGACGAGUGUGUUUCUUGCCGUAUACGAGCUUAGAAAGGACUAGGCAACAGAGGCAACCGUCAGAGCUCACGAAAAAUGUCAUGGAGCUUAAAAGAUGCAACGAAUAAGAUUCUUAAAAUCAAAAUUACGAAGGACCCUACAGGAAUGAGCAAAUUGGAUCUGGCACAAAAUCGAGUUACAAAAGUAAAUCCAAAACGAGAAAUUUUCAAGGAAUGCAGAAAAAAGAGAAAGAAAUCAAGAUUUAUAUUUCGAGGAUAAAGAAAAAAUUCUACAAAUAUCCAGACAGAGAAAACAUGUUACCUAUAAAGGAGCAAAAAUCAGGCUGAGUCCACAUUUUUCUCUUGCAACAAUAAGUGCAAGAAGACUGGAACAAUAUUUACAGAGUUUAAGGGAAAAUGAUUUUGAACCAAAAAUUAUAUACCAUGCUAAAUUAUCACUUAUGUAUGAAGACAAGUGGAAGACAUUCUUAGAUAUGCAGGGGUUGAUAAAGUAUACCACCCAAGUACUGUCCCUGAAAAAUUUGCUGAAUGAUGGACUGCAGCAGACAGAAAGCAUGAAUUAAAAAAAUAAAAGAGUAGCAAGAAAAUUGUAUGAAAGAAUGAAUGGUUUCUGGAUCAACAGGUACUGUACCCAAGGAACUCACCUGCAGACUCGUACUCAGUGAGUCUUACAGGCUUCUGGAUUUGAUUUAGAAGACAAGAUUCUGGGCUCUGGUGAUUAGAUGAGAUUUUGGGGUCUUGAAAAUGGGCUGGCUAGGCUCCUGCUCCUCCUUUUUCCCCUCCUCCUCUCCAGUCUCUUUCUUUCUCCUUUCCCCCUCAUGCUUCCCAGCGCGCAUCCCCUCCCCCGUCCCUCAGCCCCGCACCGUCUCCUCUCCCCACCUCCUGCCUUGUGACACAUCCUGGACUCUGCCGGAGGCGGCAGCAGCGGCGGCGAAGGCAGCAGCAGCAGCGGCGGCGGCGGCUGCACUAGACGCCUCCUCCACCCAAGCCGCAACCCCCGGCUCAGCCUCUCUCUGGCCCCGCCGCUACUGCAGUCAUGGCUGCUGAUGGGGUGGACGAACGCUCGCCUCUGCUAUCAGCAUCCCAUUCGGGGAAUGUCACUCCCACGGCCCCACCGUACUUACAAGAAAGCAGCCCCAGAGCGGAACUCCCACCUCCAUAUACAGCCAUUGCCAGUCCAGAUGCCAGUGGUAUUCCAGUAAUCAACUGCCGCGUGUGCCAAUCUCUAAUCAAUUUGGAUGGCAAGCUUCACCAGCAUGUGGUUAAGUGCACGGUUUGCAAUGAAGCAACACCAAUCAAAAACCCCCCAACAGGGAAGAAGUAUGUUAGAUGCCCUUGUAAUUGUCUCCUAAUUUGUAAGGACACAUCUCGGCGAAUAGGAUGUCCAAGACCCAAUUGUAGACGCAUAAUUAAUCUUGGUCCAGUAAUGCUUAUUUCUGAAGAACAGCCAGCUCAACCUGCAUUGCCAGUUCAACCAGAAGGUACAAGGGUCGUGUGUGGCCACUGUGGAAACACAUUCCUGUGGAUGGAAUUGAGGUUCAACACUCUGGCAAAAUGCCCACACUGCAAAAAAAUUUCUUCAGUGGGUAGUGCACUUCCACGAAGACGCUGCUGUGCAUACGUUACCAUUGGAAUGAUUUGUAUUUUCAUUGGUGUUGGAUUAACUGUUGGGACCCAAGAUUUUGCCAGGCGAUUUCAUGCAACCUAUGUUUCUUGGGCAGUUGCUUACUUCUUAGGUUUGAUCUGCCUUAUCCGAGCCUGUUACUGGGGAGCUAUAAGAGUCAGUUACCCAGAACACAGUUUUGCAUAAGCUUUCUUAUGAUCGAGUGAUAUAGGUGAGAGAGUCCAGAAGUUCUUGAUAAGAUACUCUGGACAUCUUGAAAAUCAUUUAUCCUAAUGGAGUCCAUUCUCAUUUAUGUAUAUUAGUUUAAAGACUUUGAGAGUCUUUUAUGAACAGUUGUUCAUUGCACUACAUUAUAUGCAAAUAGUUUGUUUUGCUGCUAGGUUUUCAAACUCUGAAUAAUAAAGCUUGUGUUUUCAUGUUCUUUUAUAUCUUUUGGAGGUAUUUUUGGAUUUGUCCCCCACAUUGCAUAUAACUCACCCUUUCAUUAUUUUUUAAUCAGUUGUUCCAUUACUUGGUGAUCUGUGAGUAUUCUCAAGAAGUGUUCAUAAAUGUUUCUAUAAUAGCUUCACAUUUGUACUCACAUUCUAAUUAAAAAGAAUCAAAAUUGCUUGCUUUAAAAUUUAAGCAAUAUGCUUUUUGCUUGAACUGCUUACUGUAACUUUAACCUAAGCUCAUAGUGACCUUAUUCAGGAAAAAAAAAUUUGAGUGUACCCUCAAAGACUUGAAACUGUUGUUAGAAAAAAACCAUUUCUAGACACUGUAUGCUUGUUUUUUGUUGUUUGUAGAGAGAUACAAUAUUUUGGUAGUAAUUUAAAAUACAAGAAUGAAAAUAUUUAUUUGUCCACAGUUGGAGAUAAUAUUGGAUAAAUGUCUUUUCUCAAAGACCACAGGACUUUUUGUCUUUCACUUUUGUCUGUAUUAUUUACCAAUUAUAAAAGUUCUGCUCUGGAUUUAUGGAAUUUAAUGUUAAUCACUCUAUGUAUUCCUUUAUAGAACCUGGAGGAGGCAUUUCAUAUAACAUAUUUUAUAAUACUUGGCCAUUUAAACAAAGAUACAUUUGCAUUGGGUUGUCCUCUUUCUCAUUAGAUCAUGGUAAAUUUUUCUUAUUGGGAUAAUUAUGUACUACUUAUAUGUGCAGGGGGCUUGUGACAUUUUACAUUAGCUAAAAUAUUGAGAUAAGAGAUGGUUACUCUUACCAUUCUUUUCAAAUAUAGCUGGUCAGAUAAUUACCCAAUUACUCAAGAAAAAAGAUCAAAAACAAAAAAAAACCUACUUUUCUAAGAAUUCACUAGGAUUUAAGGAAUCAGCUCUUACACUGCCCAUCUCUACUGUUUUGAAAAAGAAAUUGCUUAAUUGAAACAUAGUAUUCUAAAGUCUUUAAUGUCGUAGAAUUAGGUAGUGAAAUGAUCUGAGUAAAUUAAUUGACUAUUCCAGGGAUAAGAAUAUUAUUUUAAGUUAUUUAUGUUCUUAUUAGAAUAAAAAUGUACUCAUCAGAUUGUUUCAAGAAAAAUAAAUGUAAACUUCAAAGAAUAAAUGAUAAAUGUAUAAAUGCAGUAGCUCAGGAUUAUAUGUACCCUUGAGAUAAGCUAAUAAAGGUUAGUGUUCAAAAUUUA
Choloepus didactylus (southern two-toed sloth) is the source of this 3485-nucleotide messenger RNA. RefSeq names its product phosphatidylinositol-4,5-bisphosphate 4-phosphatase 2 (gene PIP4P2). Gene Ontology annotation, biological process: phosphatidylinositol dephosphorylation. Bases 1285 to 2058 code for a protein of 257 amino acids. The record is from RefSeq and is a predicted model, not a curated record. Gene Ontology annotation, cellular component: plasma membrane; phagocytic vesicle membrane; lysosomal membrane. Gene Ontology annotation, molecular function: phosphatidylinositol-4,5-bisphosphate 4-phosphatase activity. Lineage: Eukaryota; Metazoa; Chordata; Mammalia; Pilosa; Megalonychidae. The transcript has 9 exons.